This is a messenger RNA of Aspergillus nidulans FGSC A4, 1773 nucleotides long. RefSeq lists its product as uncharacterized. Gene Ontology annotation, molecular function: oxidoreductase activity; flavin adenine dinucleotide binding; FAD binding. The transcript is spliced from 5 exons. The record is from RefSeq and is a predicted model, not a curated record. NCBI's taxonomy places the organism in Eukaryota, Fungi, Ascomycota, Eurotiomycetes, Eurotiales, Aspergillaceae. Bases 1 to 1773 code for a protein of 590 amino acids.
AUGAGAUUGCCGCUUCUCCUGCUCACAAUAUCGAGUCUUUACCCGACGUCUGCUCUCUGGCAAAGAUGCAGAUGUACACCAGCUCACAGUUGCUGGCAACAGAUUGAUUGGUCCUCCUUGAAUGCGACUGUGUCGGGGAAGCUCAUUCGCAACUCGCCACCAGCAGUCUCCUGCUACCCCGGUCCUAAGUAUAACAAGGAAGAAUGUGCCCAUGUUGGCUCGCAAUGGUCCAAUACCACAUUUCAGUCUGAGCAGCCCAUUGGAUACUGCUAUCCCAUUGACAAUAGCUGUCCUGUUACGAAUUUUACAUGGCAAGGCAAAUGUAGCUUGGGACCGUCUCCAGUAUACACGAUCAAUGCUACCGAGCUGGAGGAACUGGUUGCUGGUAUCUCUUUUGCCCGAGUGAACAAUGUCCGUCUGGUUAUUCGAAACACUGGCCACGAUCUGCUGGGAAAGUCUACGGGAUACGGAUCUCUCCAGAUCUGGGUUCGGUAUCUUCGCAAAGGGAUUCUGUUCCAACCUACCUUCAACCUCUCUAUACCCUGCGCAGCAUGCAACUGGACCGGCGCGGCGUUUACGGUUUCCGGGGGCUACAUUUGGGACGAGGUUUAUGAGGAAGCAUUUGUCCGUGACCUGAUCGUGGUUGGAGGAGGCGAUCCGACUAUCAGUGUCAUUGGCGGCUAUAUUCAGGGUGGUGGCCAUUCGCCGGCUACUCACGACUUUGGCCUUGCCAGUGACCAGGUGCUGGAAGCCCAAGUCAUCCUCGCCAAUGGGUCAAUAGUCGUAGCCAAUCCGUGCAUCAACCCCGAUCUAUUCACAGCCCUCCGGGGCGGAGGUGGAGGUACAUAUGGCGUAGUCAUAUCCGUUACCAUCAAGGCGCAUCCUUCCAGACCGGUUGUGGCGCACACGCUCGCCAUAGUACCCACCUCAACAAGCAACCUCAACCCCUUCCUGGAUGCUAUUACUGAUCUAUAUACCUUUUAUCCUACCCUGUCAGAAUCUGGCUUCUCCGGCUACGGCUCUUGGUCUAUUAACGACCCGAUCACUACUUAUGGCAAUUCCCCAGCUGGAUACAAACAUGCAUUCGCGGCCCUAGACAAACCACUCGUAUCAGCGAAGUCAGCAUUAGAACCUAUUCUAGACACGUUGUCUGUCCAUGAUGCGAUUGACAUCUUUGUCAGCUGGUUCGAGUUCCCCUCGUAUGCGGCAUACUACCGCGCCAUGUCCGGGGUUCACCAAAAGACCGGGGUCCCCGAAACAUCCCUUGCUUCUCGCAUGUUUGACAAGAAGGCUUUGACUUCAGAUCGUGAGCGCCUCCGGGGGAUGGUUGGAGCCGUAGCAGGAAACGCCUUAGAGUCCACUAUAAAUCAGGUCCUUUUGGUAGGGGGAGGCAAGGUCCUCGAAGAGCCAGAAUACAGCGGCGUCAAUCCAGCCUGGCGAAAGACAUUCCUAAUCCACAUCGUCGCUCGCGGAUGGCCUGCGAAACUCGGCCCUGUCGUGGCUAAGAAGGUCAAGACAGAUAUUACGUACAGCAAAUACUAUGCUAUGCGGCAAUUGACACCGGGAAUGGGUGGUUAUCUGAACGAGGCUGACAGGAACAACCCUUGGUGGGAAGAAGAUCUCUAUGGGACGACAAAAUAUAAUCAGCUUCUUCAGAUCAAGACCAAGUACGACCCAGAGGGGGUCUUCUACUGCCCACAAUGCGUCGGAAGCUCCUCCUGGUACGAGCAAACUCUGCCGGGGAAGAAAUACGGCCCACUCUGUGCGAGAUAA